Molecule: messenger RNA, 602 nt
Organism: Kickxella alabastrina
Lineage: Eukaryota; Fungi; Kickxellomycota; Kickxellomycetes; Kickxellales; Kickxellaceae
Exons: 1
Coding region: 190-522 (110 amino acids)
Source: RefSeq, a predicted model, not a curated record
AAAAUAUACGAUAUGAAGCAAGAGGCGCGAGGCACGAUAAAAAAAGUGACGCGCAUCGUAUCUCCUGGAAUUCUACGGUCGAAUCUCCAGCUCGAUGGUGGUCAUCUCCCUCCUCAUUUGCCCCCUCUUGUUCUCGAUCCUGCGUGCACGUGUCAACGGUGAAUUCUAGAUCACUUGGUCUAUUUUUCAAUGACCAACUCCCCAGGGUUCAUUCCCACCCCCCACAUCACCUUGUCUCUUUCUCUGUGUUGUUUCUUGCCAUGCCCGCUGAUUCAUCUCAAUCCUGAAAAUCAAACAAAAAACUUGUUAUUGGGUAUCUUCCGACAUAUUUUGUUUGUUUGGUAUCUGACUAUCGUUUUCUACUCUACAAAAAAUCUAUGCAGAGACCACUUUUUACUUUCCCUUUCCUUUUCCACUCCACCGUACAAAUAUAGACAAUUGGGCUCUCUUUUGACCAGGAAAGGGAAUACAAGGCAGUAUUUUGGUUUUAAUUUAUUUCCCUGCGCAGAAAAUUUUUAUUAACAUGGAAAAUGAUAUUUUGUAUGUCAAUUUUUUUCACCCGUCGGCAUGACCUGAAGAAUGAUCCACCCGGAUAGUUCCUG